AUGCACGCUCUAAUCAUUGGCGGCAGUGGCCGCACUGGCAAGCUCGUUAUCGAGCAAUUAUUGCAACGAGGACACGGUGUUACAGCUCUCGUCCGGGACCCAGCUGUGAUGAAAGGGCUAGACGGCAUCAACAUCGUCAAAGGAUCCCCAACUCAAAUCUCUGAGGUCCGACAAGCAUUCCAAGACCAUAUCCCCGACGUGGUCAUCGUCACCCUGAAUGCUCCCCGAGCCUCGGACAGCCCAUUCGCAGCACCGAUAUCACCACCAAGACUAAUGGCCGACAGCAAUGCCAACGUGGUGACAGCCAUGAAAGAAUUCGGUGUUCAAAAGGUAGUCAUCAUGCAAGCCUUUGGUGUGGGAGCAUCAUGGCCGAACAUGUCCUGCUUGCUGCGCGGGUUGAUGAGCGCGUCCAACAUGAGUUAUCAGUAUGAGGACCAUAACGUGGUCGACAAGGAGGUUCGGGCUAGUGGUGUGACUUAUGUGAUGGUUCGCCCUUCUCGAUUGGUGGAGAGCGAUGUUACAGCGGUUCGCGAGUGGCCGAAUAAUGGGAAGGGGGUGCCGCUGAUGGCUAGUACGAGUCGCAAGAGCGUCGCUUGUUUUCUGGUGGAUGCUGUGGAGGAGUCGCGGUGGGAUAAUACUGCGCCGGUUAUCACAAACUGA
Penicillium subrubescens is the source of this 660-nucleotide messenger RNA. RefSeq lists its product as uncharacterized. Bases 1 to 660 code for a protein of 219 amino acids. Lineage: Eukaryota; Fungi; Ascomycota; Eurotiomycetes; Eurotiales; Aspergillaceae. The transcript is spliced from 3 exons. The record is from RefSeq and is a predicted model, not a curated record.